UUCACAACAUUAAAUAUUUAGUUAAAACAAAACAAUACUAAAGAAAUUAAUUCAGUAAUUAUAGAAUUUUUUUUAAUUAAAUUAAAACAACAGUUCAUAUUGGAAAUGUCAUCAUUAAAUAUUUUGUGUGCUAUUUGUAGCGAAUAUUUUCAAAAUACCGAUAUUAUAUACAGCACCCGGUGUGGUCAUGUAUUCCAUAAAUGUUGUUUAUUUCAAUGGUUAAAAUGUUCACGUACAUGUCCACAGUGCCGCAAGCAAUGUAUGCAGCACAAUUGCCAUCAGUUGUUUAUUAAUUUUAUUGAAACAUCACCGGAUAAUAAUGAACCGGAAAUGGAACUUCCGAAAAUAUUUGAAUGGAUUUAUAUACACCAUGACAUAGAUCUCGCUGAUGACCUGUCAUUUGCUUUUAAGUUUGGUCAGGACGAGGAGGGUAAUGAUAUUUAUGCUGCUCGGGGUCAUUUUGACGGUGACCUAAUACCAGCCUAUUAUGUACCACGCAAGAGAGCUGUUAUUGCACCUUGGGGUUUUGAGUCGCACUGCCUUACCGAUGACAUAGAGUUACUGGAUAUUUCAAAUGAUGAUGCGGAAUACAAAUGGGUUGCGUGCUCAAAUGGUGAUAUUCCCGAAAAUGCCUUUGCCACCGGUCGCACAGUCAUGGGUGAUGUUCUGUAUACGGCCCGGGCGUAUCAUGAAGGUAUACUUUUGUAUGGCAAACUACAUCAGCGUUAUAAUUUAGCCUAUAUGCCUUAUAAAGACAAAGAAGUUUGUAAUGGACAUUACGAAAUAUUGGUACGGAUACCCAAAAAAGCUACAACAUGAUCAUAAUAUUAUAAGAUUUUUAAUAUUAUAAAUACUAUAUACAUUAGGCUGGGUCGAUUUGUAUGGACGAUCAAAAAGUAAAAAAUCGUAUAACAGAAACGCAAUGAGGACGAUAGGAUUUCAUUUUCGACCUAUGGUUUCUUGAAGAAACUUUCUAAGAAUUUUCCGUAGAUUGCAUUUCUUCUAUACGAUUUUGUACUUUUUGAUCAGGUCGACCCAGCCUAAUAUUUAUGUUUUUUACAUAAAUUAAGUUUAAAACAUAUAUAAUGAAUAUUAAAAAAAAAAUUUAAAUUCGAACAUACAGUGGGGAGCACAAAUACGUAUAUGUUGGUACUUUGUGCACUUCUUAUGGAAUAAAAAUGAAACUAAUAAAGCAAAUCCAAAAAUUUUUUCUAUCAAUUAUUUUAUGUUUAAUAUAUAACAAAAUGUAUUACAAUUCAAAACAAAAAGCAUCGAGUUCUAAGUAAAAACCAGACAAAAUUA
Calliphora vicina (urban bluebottle blowfly) is the source of this 1302-nucleotide messenger RNA. RefSeq lists its product as uncharacterized. Lineage: Eukaryota; Metazoa; Arthropoda; Insecta; Diptera; Calliphoridae. Bases 106 to 819 code for a protein of 237 amino acids. The transcript has a single exon. The record is from RefSeq and is a predicted model, not a curated record.